Xenopus laevis (African clawed frog) is the source of this 933-nucleotide messenger RNA. RefSeq names its product ring finger protein 181 S homeolog (gene rnf181.S). Gene Ontology annotation, biological process: protein ubiquitination. Gene Ontology annotation, cellular component: cytoplasm. Gene Ontology annotation, molecular function: ubiquitin protein ligase activity; ubiquitin-protein transferase activity. The record is from RefSeq and is marked provisional. Lineage: Eukaryota; Metazoa; Chordata; Amphibia; Anura; Pipidae.
CCUUAUUUGCGCUGACACAGGACUGUACCAUCAGCAUCAGCUCCAUGGCUUCCUACUUUGAUGAACACAACUGUGAACCCACCGUCCCUGAGGAGCAGUAUCGGCAGAAUGCCCUGCUGGAGCUUGCCAGGAGCCUCCUUAGUGGGAUGGAUAUUGAUCUUGGAGCUGUGGACUUUACUGAAUGGGACCAGAGGCUUCCACCCCCAGCUUCCAAAAAAGUGGUGGAGAGUUUACCCAAAGUCACUGUUACACCAGAACAAGCAGAUGCCGCAUUGAAGUGUCCUGUGUGUCUGCUGGAGUUUGAGGAGGGAGAGACUGUCCGGCAGUUACCCUGUGAACACCUUUUUCACUCUGCAUGCAUACUGCCCUGGCUUGGGAAGACCAAUUCGUGCCCUUUAUGCAGGCAUGAGCUUCCCACUGACAGCCCAGACUAUGAGGAGUUCAAGCAAGAAAAGGCACGGAGACAGCAGAAAGAACACCGGCUGGAAUGUUUGCAUGGUGCCAUGUACACCUAAGGAAUGGAUCGGUAUUCAGUGGAUCUUUUUUAAUAAUUUCUCAAACCUUUGAAUUACUUCUGUAGCAGAACAUUGUAGGACAGGAAUAUUCACUUAUCCCUCGUGCUGCUGUUCAACAACAACUUCCAGUCUUUCUUCACAACGUAGGGUUUAAACUUAGCAUCAACCAGAUGAAAGACCUCCGUGUUUUUCAGCUUUGUAUAAUGCUUUAUUCCUUUUAUUCUGCUGAAAAAAAUUUGGAGUAUUUUUAUUUUUGUGAAAAAACAAAGUAUCCAAAACGACUUCUCUGUUCGGGGGGGAUAGUAAUCCAGUCAAUAACUUAUGGAAAUGAGGAAUCCUGUGGAUGCUGGAACCAUUUUAUGGACCAAAAUUGCUCUUUUCUACAUUAAAAGGCAAUAAUGACGUGUAAAAAAAAAAA